ACUGGAGUUUUUCAACCUCAGGUUUCCUCAGCCAUGACACAAAACAACUGCGUGUGCAGCAUCCUCGAGAAUUACUAUGUGUCCUAAUGGAACUUAGGAUCGAGGGAGAAUCUGCUCAAACAUGAAGCUCAUGAGACUUGCUAGCCAGAGACUGAGGCCCAAAGCUUUGUUAAGGUGGUGCAGAAGAUGACUUCCCAGCCUGCUAACCAGGCAAGGUCUUUGAUGCUAAGUCCAGCAAUAAAGGGAGAAGUCCAGGAUUUUCUAGUUCUUUGCAGAAGAAUGAAGCCUCUGCUUGGGACCCUUUACCUCUUGGGGAUCCUGGCUCCUGAGGGGCUGGGAUAUGAUGGAUCCCUAGCACAAACCAGACGAGGGGUUUUGGAAGAGACAGUGAGCCCAUGGAGGAAUCUGGACACCUAUUCCUAUACCAAAUAUCACCCCAUGGAAGAGAUCUAUCAGUGGAUGGUCCAGAUAACUGAAAAGUACACUGGAGUGGUGACACAACAUUUCCUAGGAAUGACCUAUGAGACCCGGCCCAUGUAUUAUUUAAAGAUCAGCCAACCGUCCGCUAACCACAAGAAGAUCAUUUGGAUGGACUGUGGAAUUCAUGCCAGGGAAUGGAUUGCCCCAGCUUUUUGCCAAUGGUUUGUGAAAGAAAUUCUACAAAACUAUAAAGACAACCCAAGGAUAGGAAGGCUCCUUAGAAACCUGGACUUUUAUGUUCUUCCCGUUCUUAACAUUGAUGGUUAUAUCUAUACUUGGACGACUGACCGGCUUUGGAGGAAAUCCCGUUCAUCCCAUAAUAACGGCACAUGUUUUGGGACAGAUCUCAAUCGAAAUUUCAAUGUGGCCUGGUGUAGUAUCGGUGCCUCGAAAGACUGCCACCAUUUAACAUUCUGUGGGACAGGACCAGUAUCGGAACCGGAGACUAAGGCUGUUUCCAGCUUUGUAGAGAGCAAGAAGGAGAGCAUCGUGUGUUUCCUGACCAUGCACUCUUACGGGCAGCUCAUUCUCACACCUUAUGGCUACACUAAAAAUAAGUCCAGUAACCAUGAAGAGCUGAUCCAAGUUGGACAGAAGGCAGCAAAUGCAUUGAAAAAAAAGCAUGGAACCAAUUAUAGAGUUGGAUCGAGUGCAGAUAUUUUAUAUACCACAUCAGGGUCUUCAAGAGACUGGGCUCGGGACAUUGGGAUCCCCUUCUCAUACACGUUUGAACUGAGGGACAAUGGCACAUACGGAUUUAUUCUGCCAGCAUCUCAGAUACAGGCCACCUGCGAGGAGACCAUGGAGGCUGUGCUCUCGGUCCUGGAUGACGUCUAUGAGAAAUACUGGGACUCAGACAGUGCUGUGAAGAUGACAUCGACUGCUAUGGUGCUGGGCCUGCUGGUCUCCUUCAUGUCUGUUCUCUGAGUGUAUCCUACCCAGGCCUGCUCAGCCCCAGUCGUGCGAAUGUAGCUGCAGGGAAGGUGUUUGUCUGAAGUUAAAGAGAAAUCAGAUAAUUCAAAUAUAUUUUCUAUUUCAAUAAAGAUGAAUCAUGUUUGCA
Molecule: messenger RNA, 1540 nt
Organism: Lutra lutra (Eurasian river otter)
Lineage: Eukaryota; Metazoa; Chordata; Mammalia; Carnivora; Mustelidae
Gene: CPO
Product: carboxypeptidase O
Exons: 11
Coding region: 187-1407 (406 amino acids)
Biological process (GO): proteolysis
Molecular function (GO): metallocarboxypeptidase activity; zinc ion binding
Source: RefSeq, a predicted model, not a curated record